AUGAACCCCAAGGAGAUCUGGGCCAACAUUGGCGGUUCGAAUGCGCGGGGCAAAAACCAUCAAUUCCCGCCGUGGGCGCCCGCACUUGGGGCAGACGUGCCUGAGGGCGACUACAAUAAGAUCAUGGACGCCCUCCGGCCCUUGUUAGCAAACCAACCCCACCGGCAAGAUUGUGUUGCAGAUUGCUCCUCUUUGCUCUGCGGCGCCACGCUGGGAAUCCUCUCCUGUCCUUGGUGCUACCUGAAGAUGAAGAUCCACAAGUUCAACGCGAAGCUGAAGGAGCUUCCCGGCAGUCUGGGAUUGACUGGGGUUCGCAUUGAGUUGACGGAGGGGGGCUACGAGGAGAAUUGGGUGGAUUCGGAAGGGCAGCCUUUGAUGUUACGAUUUCGCCCUCGGGGGCCACCUUGGGGCUACAACGUCAUUUUUACCUUGCCAGCAAGUCUGUCAUGGCCGCCCAAUGGCGCGCCAGGACAACACAUGAUGGCGGCCCCAGCGACCGCCGUUGUCAUUGGGGCUCAAGACGUCGCCCAGAAGAUCAUGUCGCUCAAGCAGUUGCUCGAUGCAGGUGCGCUUACUCAGGAAGAGUUCGACGCGAAAAAGCAGCAGCUCAUGGAUCAGAUGUGGGGCUUUCCGCACGUGGACUCUCUGGGCCUGGAGGGCCACCUGGAAUGCCAGGAGCUGGAGAGGGCCACUGCCGAGAAGAGGGAGCAGCAGGCCUUCAUCGCCAGCAUCAUCGAGGAGAAGCAGCGCCAGUGCCAGCAGGCCAAGGAGCAGCACCAGGAGAAGAUCCGCGCCCUCGCGCACCAGGCCCGGCGGGCCUCGAGGGCGAGGAAGGCGGCAGGCACGCGGGGCUCUGGCGGCGCCAUCCCGGUCGCCUCCGGGGUCGCCCCCGCGGGGCCGCCGGGGGCCGCGCAGGCUGCGACGCUAGACCUGGCGUUGCUAGACAAGAUGUCACCGGGGACGCUGCCUUCCACCUCCGCCAGCGCGCGGCAGGCGCUGGGCGAGAAGAGGAGGAGACAGCUCCUCGGAGGCCAAGCAGACGAGGGCGUCGCGGUCACCAGGGCCUGCGACGCCGCCUGUCUGGACUCCCUGAAGCAGGCCCUUGAGCGGCGGCUGGAGCUCCUGCAGGGCAUGAACGCGCGGCUCCGGCAGGCCCUCGGCCCCGCAGGCCAGCCGGGCGGUGGGCCCCUGGUCGGGGGCACGGAGGAGUUUGCCAGGCUGGAGCGCGAGGUUGCAGUUUUGCUAAGUCCCGACGUUGCCGUGUAAGCACCAGCAGGAACAAGUCGGCAAGUUUACGCGUUAGGAUAGUAGUUGCGCAUGUCUGCAUCAGUUCUUGCUUUGACGCCUGGCUAAACCCAAUAAGUAUCAUGCGUUGGUAAAGUUGUCGGCCGUUGUUCUCUUCCUGUGCUGGCGUCUUCGUACGGAUGCUCGCAUCCAUGUUCUGGCCGUGUCACCCUCUGGAAUGUACAGUCAAUGAGUUCGAAUGCGCGAUGCACUCGAUAGAAAUAGCGCUGGGGAAGCACGCUGUCUUGAGUGGAUCAGUCUCCACACUUCGAUCGAACCACUUGUUUUUGUUCUGGAGUUCACUGGAUACGAGAGUUCUGGAUAGCGAAAUCCCAG
Prorocentrum cordatum is the source of this 1620-nucleotide messenger RNA. The record is from the annotation of a GenBank genome assembly. Lineage: Eukaryota; Dinophyceae; Prorocentrales; Prorocentraceae.